AUGGAUUCAGCCCUUGACUGCGAUAUUACCUACACUGCUUGGACGCAAGGGACUUCGACAAUGUCUCCGAAAUCCUCGUCUCGACGAAUACGUAUACGGAAGUCCCGAAGCCGUGGCCUACGCACAACAAACGGAUGCAUAACUUGUAGGAGACGACACCUGAAGUGCGAUGAGGGCAAGCCUCAUUGUGGCCGUUGUGUGAACAAGGAUAAGAUUUGUGAAUAUGCCAACUCAGCUGACCACCCCAAGUCGAUUCGGCACCCCGAUAAUGCCAAAACAGACGAGACUCCUGUCUCUAUAACUCAGGAGAAUGGAUCGCCAGCGAAAAUUCAUGAUUUAUCAAGUGAAACUAUACCAGAUCUGGUCGCAUUUGAGCCGCAUGACAUACCACCUCUAGCUUGGACUAGUACAGACCCAAACAGUGAUUCUCAACCAAGGGAGGUACAUGAUCAGGACUCAGGAGCCGACGUUCUUACUGUCCUGAGCCCAAUUGUCUUUCAAAAUAAUCAUCUUUCUCCAUCCAAUGCGGCCGUUGCAGCUGUCCGGUGGUUUGGGUUAUUAGCGAGUGAUGCCGCCAAGGACAGCCCCCAACAAUCAACCAUCCCCAAUUCAUGGGAGACCGAAGGCCUGCUCCUUGACCACUCUAGCAAUGGGAUUGAUCCGAGCUCACUUCAGCGCGCAACUCAAGUGCUAGAUAGUCCUCCUUCCACCAAUGUAAAUCAUGACCCGGAUGAUUCUGGCACACUUGAAAGUGCCACGGUCGCAGAAGGGCAGAUUUGGCAUUCACGGAAUCCAAUUGAGCUGUUGGCAAGCGAGCAGGUAUUAUUUGUGCAUUUUGUGCACCACGUCAGCUCUUGGAUCGAUCUCUUUGACCCCACAAAACAAUUCUCCACUUUUGUUGCACAUUUAGCGAUUCACAAUGCCGGGCUUUUGAAUGCCAUACUAGCACUUUCGCUACGACACCUAGCCUUGAAUCCCCAUCAGGACACCCAAGACAUCCCCGGAAAAGAAGGAGCAGCCGUGCAAUACUACUAUCAGACUCUACACUACGUGCAAAGGGCAAUGCAGUAUCGUACCUACAAGACAAGUCUUGAACUCCUCGCUACUACCUUGAUCAUCUCCGCAUAUGAGAUGCUCGACAACUCUACCAACGGCUGGGAGCGACAUCUCGAAGGAGUGUUUCUUAUUCAGCGGUCUCAAACCAUCCAUGGGGAAUCUGGUGGACUCCACUCUGCAGUAUGGUGGGCAUGGCUAUGUCAGGAUAUCUGGGCUGCGUUUCGCGAGCAACGAAAGACCCUCACCUUCUGGGUCCCUCAGAAACCGCUUUCCGUGCUACUACCACAUGAGCUCGCUAGUCGGGCAAUCUACCACGCUGCAAAAGUUAUCAGCUUUUGUGCUGACGCUACUACUGAAAGCACUAUACAAAGUCGUAUGGAGGAAGCGAAUCAUCUUCGUGGAAUGUUGGAUGACUGGCAACAGCACCUGACAAUCGAGUUCUCCCCUUUGCCUUUGGUACCGGGGGAGACCUCAUCUUGUUUCAAAGCAAUAUGGAUCAGCCCGCCUGCCUUUGCUGUGGCAGUUCAGUUCUUUAGCGUGUCGCAUAUCCUUUUACUAGCCCAUGAGCCGAGUAUUGGGGGAUUAGGCCAAUACACCACGCGUCAGAGCAUGAUUCAACGAUACAUUGAGGAUAUUUGUGGCAUUGCGAUGACGCUCAAAGAUAGUGCAUCCAGCGUGAUGUCAUCACAAGCUUUGUUCAUUGCUGGCUUGUUCACGCAAGAUAAAGAUGCCCGUGAAGCUGUAUUGGCGCUUUUGGAUUUCUGUCGGCAGCGCAGCGGUUGGCCGGCUAGUUCGCUUGGGCUGGAGCUACAACAGCAAUGGGAAUGUCAUGAAGUUUUGAGACCGACUUCGGUUUCAAAGGGGUUUAUGUAG
Penicillium longicatenatum is the source of this 1929-nucleotide messenger RNA. RefSeq names its product Zn(II)2Cys6 transcription factor. Gene Ontology annotation, molecular function: transcription cis-regulatory region binding; DNA-binding transcription factor activity, RNA polymerase II-specific; zinc ion binding. Lineage: Eukaryota; Fungi; Ascomycota; Eurotiomycetes; Eurotiales; Aspergillaceae. Gene Ontology annotation, cellular component: nucleus. The transcript is spliced from 6 exons. The record is from RefSeq and is a predicted model, not a curated record. Bases 1 to 1929 code for a protein of 642 amino acids. Gene Ontology annotation, biological process: positive regulation of transcription by RNA polymerase II.